AUGGCUAGCCAACGUGGUUAUGGUCAAGAAACCGAACGACCAAUGGAGAAUGUGCGUGGACUUCACGGACCUAAACAAAGCAUGCCCCAAGGAUUCAUAUCCCCUACCAAGCGUAGAAUGUCUAGUAGAUGGGGCCUCAAGUCUUAUGUAAUUCACAUGUUGGCAGAAUGUGUUGGUCUUCAGUGGUUUGAGAGUUGGGGAACCAAGAAGCUGUCUCAAGUUGGUCUUCCCAUGGUGACACAUAAUCAUAUUAUAAAGGUCUAUGAAGAUGAACCAGUGCUUCAAGCAUUUAAAUUGAUGAGGAAAAAGAGAAUUGGGGGGUUGCCAAUGAUGAAAAGAGGUGGUGGCAGCAGGGCAAUUGGUAACAUAAGCCUGCAAGAUGUUCAAUUCCUCCUAACUGCUCCAGAAAUCUACCAUGACUAUAGGUCUAUUACAGCAAAAGACUUCCUGACAGCCGUUAGAAGCUACAUAGAGAAGCAUGAAGGGACCUUUCCAAUGUCAGAUGAACUGAUUACAUGCAAUACGGACUGCACAAUCAAAGAACUGAUUCAACUGCUUGACAAUGAGAAGAUUCAUAGGGUCUACGUUGCUGACAAUGAUGGGAAUCUUAAAGGACUGAUCACGCUAAGAGAUAUCAUCUCAAGGCUAGUACAUGAGCCCCGUGGCUAUUUUGGUGAUUUCUUAGAUGGGGUUCUCCCGAUGCGUCCUAACAGCAGGGUUUGA
This is a messenger RNA of Vigna angularis (adzuki bean), 723 nucleotides long. RefSeq names its product SNF1-related protein kinase regulatory subunit gamma-1. The transcript is spliced from 4 exons. Bases 1 to 723 code for a protein of 240 amino acids. The record is from RefSeq and is a predicted model, not a curated record. Lineage: Eukaryota; Viridiplantae; Streptophyta; Magnoliopsida; Fabales; Fabaceae.